ACACUGUUCUUCAAGGUCGAGGCUAUGUCAGCUGUUGAGGACGUUUUUAUAAUCAGUUGUUUGUCAGCCUUUGUUUUCGAAGGUAGACAAUCUUACUGGGAGUAGACAUAGCGAGUUUUCUCUCUUUUUCUAUUUUGCAGAGUGUACUUUUAUGACCGCAACAUUGCUUAAUUUAUUUCGUGAUGUACAAGCAACCAGGAAAGGCGACAUAAAAGCGUAUAUUUAGGCUAAAAGUUGACAAUGCGACAUAUAUUUCGGCGAAAGGUAAACAAUUCAGCGACACCUCAAAUACAGAGCGACAAAAAGUGGAAAAUUCUCAUUAUUUCUUCAUGACAGGCGAGAAAAGAGACUUUGGCUCGUUUCCCUAUUAUUUUCCGCCUAUUUUCUAACAGAGUGUCCCUUUUGUUUACCUGUCGUUCGCUUUUUGUCUUUAUUGGUUGCUUGAGUUAAAGGACACCAACCAUAUUGACACAAACAUCUAACAGCGUUACAUUAUGGCGUACUUAUAUGAUUAAUUCUCUCUGGCUUUACUAUUGUGAUUUGAAGUAAGACUCUUAGGUCCUUAUCUCGUUUCUUACCGAUCUUUCCUUGCAGCAUAACGUACUCUAGGUGAAGUACUUCACCCUGAUUUCCAUCAUGUAGCCGCAAAUACUGUAUGCUAGAAGGCCGUGGUAUGGAAGUAUGACUUAUUAAUCCUCGUCGAACGUCUUAUAGGAUCAGAGCCUAUAGGCUUUCAAUGUGAUAUUCACAUACUAAAUGAUUGAUUAGCUUUAUGUCUCCAACUGCUAAACUUAAAAGGACAUUCUCCCUACUGGUGGGUUCGGAUAUAAUUAUAAAAUUUCUUCUUCCUAAUGGGAUUAUAAUACCACUCACAGUGAAUUCAGAGUCAACAUUAGAAGAAAUCAAAUUACAGCUUUGGAUUUCCGCAGCGAAAUUACCGUUAUUUGAUAUAUUACAAUCAAAGAAUGACUACAUAUUUGUUGGUGUCAACCGAGAUACUGGUGACGAAGAAGAGUUUUAUGAUAUAAAUCGUCGACUUCAUGAAAUUCCACUUCUUUUACCUUACUUACGUGUUGUUGAAACUGCAAGAGAUACUACCCUAUUAAAAAUCAGUAAUCAGAAUGCUGCAAUCUCCAGUUGUACAGGUAUACCACAUACAGAUAUCAUACGUGCUUGUAGAACAAACCCUGAAGUAAAAUGGGCACGAUUACGUCUAUUACGCGUCGCUAAUAUGCAUACAAAAGCACUGAAUCAAACCGGAUCAGAUGGUUUGAUCCGUUACUUAACUUCAGCUAGUAAACGUGAAUUAAGCCAGUCAUUAAAAGUUCUUCUCCAAAAGCAAACACAUCUUACAAUAACAGCAUGGGUAUUAGAUGGUAAAGACCCACCGGAAAAAUGUCGUGUUGUCAUCGAAUUAGAUAAGAAAGCUACUGUAUUUAACGCUUUAAAUGAAAUUUUGCAUGCACAAGCUGAACUGGCUAGACAAGAUUGUCAAGUUAAAAUGAGUUAUGGUCUGCCAGAGGCAUCAAAUUACUUACUGAAAGUUUGUUGUUCGCAAGCUUAUCUAUUCGAUUCGGACGAAUUACUCAUUCACUAUGAAUAUAUACAACAAUGUAUUGAACAUUAUCAACAUCCUUGUUUAAGUCCAAUAUUAAAAAACGACAUUAAACAAAGUUUGCAUAACUGUCUUAAUGAAUAUAAUAAAAAUCCUAUUUAUCAACUGAAUCAUGACAACGAUAGUUGGAUAAUCUCUCCGAAAUCCACUCUAAAUACCUAUGCCAGUAACUUUGAUAAAAGCAACAAUAAUUUAAUUGAUUUAUAUGAACAGUUAGAAAAUUUUUUAAUCAAUCACGAUAAAUUUGACAAAUGUGAAACUGAUGAAUGCAUAGACAACAUUGACGACAAUUUUAUCGACUGUCGAUCAUUUGUUGAUUCCAAUAAAGACGAUGAUACAUCAGCUUUUAACGACAUUGAUAGUCCUCACCCAGUCCUUUUAUCUGAAAACUGUUCUUCAAAAAAUGUCGAAGGUAGCCAAAAGAAAUCAGAAUCUCCAAUGACACUCACUUCUGACCGUCAACAAAAUGUAUCUCUUUGGGAAUUAAGUGGAUUUUUGAGUAUACAAGUUUGUUCAGCACAGUUUCUUGUCGAAAAUAUUGCAAAUUUAAAUUCUUCCUCAACAACCUCCCUCUCCUUAUCAACAAUUUCAUCCUCUUCAAUACAUCAGUCAAAUCCUAACUUAAAUGUUGUACAACAUACAAGCGUGAAUGGUGGAGCUGCUUUAGAUGGAAGUUAUGUUGUACGAGUGGGAAUAUUUCAUGGUAGUCAGUUUUUAAUUGAAUGUCAAACAACUAAAGAAAGACCGGGAAACUACUUAACAUGGCGUGAAUGGCUUAAUUUUCACAUUCUGUUAGCUGAUCUACCUAUUGCUACACGCAUCUGUGUAGCGCUUAUACGAAUUAGAAAAAUUGUGGAUCGAAAAAAUGUGAGAUUUUGUGAAUACCUAUAUGGCUGGGGUAAUGUCAGUUUAUUUGAUCACAAUGAUUUCAUGAUCACGGGUGAAAUCACUUUAAAUUUAUGGCCACCCUCUUUAGUUCAGACGGCGGAUGAAAGUCUUCAUCCUUGUGGCACUGUACUUGGUAACCCCAAUCCUGAAUUCUCAGUACAGAUCAAAAUUCAUAAUCCAACUCAGGGUCGUAUUCGUCGACCAACAGUGAAUUGUUUUAUCAAUGCAUAUCAUACAAAAAAAUUUCAUUCCUCUUCAUCCCAAUCCUAUUCAGAUAGUCAUUCAUUAAAAUUACGCAAUGAUAGUUAUGCUAAGAGUACAAAAGUAGAUUAUUCAUUUUGCACAAGUGAACUAGAAGGUGAUGUGGAUACUUGUUUAGACAUAGAAUCAAAUAAUAAUUUAACAACAAUUCAUAAUAAUGCUUAUGUAGGAGAUAUAUCAUUAGAAUUUGUAUCUAAUAUGUCUUUUCAGAAUAACACUAUUACUUCAUCAGUAACAAAUUUAACCAAUAAAAUAUUAGAAUCAAGAUUACGUGAAAUAGUUAGUCGUGAUCCAUUAUAUGAAUUAUGUGAACAAGAAAAAGAUUAUUUAUGGCGUGGUCGUUACUGGUGUCUAAAUAAUUUACCUUCAGCAUUACCAUGGAUAUGUCAAGUUGUUAAUUGGUGUGGUCGUGAAACGUUAGCAGAAUUCUACACUCUUAUACAUCAAUGGCCACAACCAUUUAGUGUUGACAUAGCUUUACGUUUACUUGGCGCAUUCGAUUUAACAAGAAGUAAUUCAAAUCUUAUUGAUUUACCAAAUGGAAUAAAAGUUGGAGCAAGUGGAAUAGCUGAUUCAUAUUUACGUGAAUUAGCUGUAAAUAGUUUGUAUAAUCUUAGUGAUGCUGAAUUGAGUGAUUAUCUGUUACAACUGGUUCAGGCCCUUAAAGCUGAAACCUAUUUGGACAAUGCAUUAACUCGUUUUAUCUUAUAUCGUGCUUUAAAAAAUCCUCUACAAAUUGGUUUACGAUUGUUUUGGCAUUUACGUUCUGAACUUCAUUUGCCAGAUAUGCGCCUUCGAUUCAGUCUAAUAUUAGAAGCAUUUUGUCGAGGUUGUGGACCAAUGUUAGUAUUACUUUCUCGUCAAGUAACUGCUCUUAAUCGUUUAGAAGCGUUAAGUACACGUUUAAAAGAAUUGACUAGUGAAGAAGAACAACGUGAACUAUUCCGUGAAGAGAUAUCUCGAACAGAAACCCAACAUGAUCUUCAAUGGUUACCAUCUCCGUUAUGCUUAAGUGAAAUCUUGGGUGAAUUAUUAAUUCACAAAUGCGAUGUUAAGCGAUCUAAAAAAAAACCAUUAUGGCUUGUAUGGACAAAUCCUGAUAGACUGGCACAAUUUCAUCAUCAAAACUAUCAACUGAUAUUUAAACACGGUGAUGAUCUCCGUCAAGAUAUGCUGACACUUCAGUUACUCAAAUUAAUGGAUCGUAUAUGGAAAGAAGAAGGUAUGGAUAUGUGUUUAACAUCAUAUGGUUGUUUUGCAACAGGUUAUGAAAUGGGAAUUAUUGAAGCAGUACGUGAUUCACGUACUGUAAUGUCUAUACAGGGUGAACGUUUACGUUCCGCUUUACAAAUUGAUUCAUCACAGUUAUAUAAAUGGUUAAUACAACAUGCUAAACAAAAGGCAAGACAAUUAAAUCAUUCACCAUUAGGUGAUAAUUCUGCCUAUGAACGAAUGAUACGUACAUUUACUAUGUCAUGUGCUGGUUAUUGUGUUGCUACAUUUAUUUUGGGAAUUCGUGAUAGACAUCCAGAUAAUAUAAUGGUUGAUUCAACUGGGCGAUUGUUUCAUAUUGAUUUUGGACACAUCUUAGAUAAUCGUAAGAAGAAGUUUGGUUUCACGCGUGAACGUGUACCAUUUGUUUUGACAAAAGAUUUUAUUACAGUAAUUGCACGUGGUAAUCCUGAUGCUGGGACAAUAACAACAACUAAUACUCCGCCAUCAGUCACCCAUAAUACUAUCGGAGGAAUAUACGGUAAUAUGUAUUUCCAAGAAUUCACUGAUUUAUGUGGUAAAGCUUACCUUCUUUUACGUAAACAUUCAAAUCUCAUAUUAACAUUAUUAGCUAUGAUGUUACCUUCUGGAUUACCUGAGCUAACUUCAGUGUGUGAUUUGGAACAUGUAAGAAAGACUUUAGCUGUCGAAAUUGAUAAUGAACAAGAAGCACUUGCUUAUUUUCACCAUAAAUUUAAUGAAGCCUAUUCUGGUGCAUGGACAACAAAAAUUGAUUGGUUUUCACAUUGGAUGAAUACAUGAGUGACUGCACAAGAUAUUAGUAAUACUGUUACAUGAAUUCAUUUAAUUUAUUUUCUAUGAGCAAUAUGAUUUGAUAUACUCAUUUACUUAUCGCACUGUAUAUUCUACUGAUAUUCUUCAAUGCUUUGUAACCAAUUGAAACAGAAUUGUAUCUUAAACCUAUAGUCUUUUGAGGCAAUGAAACAGAAUGCAAUUGGACGUAUAAUUUUAUCAAUAAAAUUCAACGUUAUUUGAUUUUGGGUUGGUUUAUUGCGUAUUUUAAAUUGUUUGUCAUUAUCGUAUAACAUACCACGAUCCUACUUUUCAAUACCUAAACUUUGGACUGUUAAUUGAGUAAGAACGUCUGCUAAAUUUUAAUAUGAUAUUCUUCCUAACCAAUUUAAAUUUAGGCAGUCUAAAUACUAGUUCGAGUUUAGAACUGGAGCUUUAGUUAAUUAAUGCAGUCUAGCAACUAGCUUCAAGCUAUUCGUCCGUACUUUAUUUCAAAAGUAGUGAUCUCUACACUCUAUCGACUUUCUAAAGUACGAACCAACUAUAACAUGGUUCAUUAAGAUACCCCUAGUUCAUACAUCAACAUCUAAACAAUACUCACUAUGAGUAGAUUUCCGUUCAAAAUUUUCAAAGUUCUGUCACUCGUUGACUAAAAUGCGAUUGUGUAGAUUUUGAUUAUUUCAAAAUAAAAUCAAUGACUUCAAUCCUCGCUUGGAUAUCUGGAUAAUACAACGUCGUUUUCUCUACUGACCUCAGUCACUCUAAGAGACAAAUUCUGCAAAGAAGAUCGGUUAGUAGAGAUAAAAAAAAUCAGUUGAAGAGUCCAAUACAAGCAGUUCAAUGAAGGUACAACAACCUUAGUAAAGAAAGCAAAAAUUUAUUAAACCAAAAGAGCUACGGAAUAAUAAGAAAACAGCAUCUUCAAAUCCAAUUAAAAUAAGUGACGAAAGAAAUAAAAAUGAUGAGCGAUUGUUGGGCAUGUGACAGUUAUCGACUUAAUGUGAUUUUCAUCCAGUCACCUUUCUACGUUUUCCGUUGUAUUGAUUUGUUCCUAGUGAAUUCUACUUAUUAACUUCGAAUGUGUUUUCACGUGUACCGAUUAUUCAGUGAGUUAUUUACUUUUUCCCUCGUAUUGAUUAAUCCUGUGAUUUUGUGUUGAAUGACAAAUGCUUUGUUUCACAAAAGUAAUCAAUGCUCAUUGAACAGUCGAUUUAUAGUUGAAUAAACUUGAGUGCAAAUUACUUCUUCUGGGAUCUUCCUUCAAAAACUUACAUUCUCUCUCGUCCAAUCUCAAGGGGGCUUGUUGAUGAAUUUUUAUGUGUAGUAGUAACUUGGUCUAUCCAGAUCCCAUUUCGUAUCAGAAGGAUCUCCCAAUCGUUCAUAAUCAGAAAAUAGUGAACCCAAACUCAAUUCACAACAACAAGUGGCUUAUUUUAUUUGCGCUCCUAUAAAUGGAUAACUCCUAAAUUAGGAUUGUGAGCCAGUGUUGCUUCAAUUAAGAGCUGGAUAUUCAUGAUUUCGAUUACGAGGUGAUUCGUCGACACGCAGUCAAGUUAGAUGACAUAGUUUCGGAAGUGUUCGGUUUUUAGUAGCCAAUCAACUUUUUGGUAUCAUUUCUGUUGAAACAAAACCUUAGGUUUAUGUGUGUACUGAAAAAGAAUAGUCAACAAACCAUUUAAAUGUCAUUUUUUCCUUGAUUAGUUGUUAAUUUUGGUAGGAAAACUUCAUUAUCUUAGUCAGUGACCUAAAACUAACCCUUUAUACGCACAAAGUAGGGACGAAAGAAAAAGAUGAUUUCUAAAUUACUGUCAAUCGUUUCAGAUGUAGAUUUGAUGUUUUAUAGAUUGCAUACCAGCACAGACAUUUGUCAAAUUAGUUACAUUUGAAAAUAUAUCUGAACUCCUUCGUGUUAUCACAGGAGAAUGGAUUAUUUUUGGGUACUCAAAUCGCGUCAGACUUUAAUAGCCAGUAGUUACACUAAUGAAGCUCAGUGAUUUACAUCAUUAAAGCAUGUGCUAAGUCUUAAACUGAUUUCAAUUCGAGUCAAUCAAACCCACAUUUACAAAAUCUGAAUGACACUUCAUUAAUAAUAUGUGACUCACUUUGAAACAGUAAAUUAAUUGAAUUUCAAGUUAGGUGAGUUUUAAGUUGACUAAAUAACCUGAUUAUGCUCAACACAUACUCAACCGAUCGAAACGAUAAAUAAAGUCGCAACUAAUACUUUAAAAGAAGAAUAAAAUUGUUUAAAAACGGCAAUGUGUAUAAGAAAGAAUGAACAAAACAAAAGAGAACAAAAAUAACUUUAUUAUAAAAAAAAGAUUGAUAAAGAAAUAUACAUAUAUGUAUGAUAUAAUACAAAAAUAACAUAUUUCUGCAACACUAAUAUAAUGGUG
Molecule: messenger RNA, 7182 nt
Organism: Schistosoma rodhaini
Lineage: Eukaryota; Metazoa; Platyhelminthes; Trematoda; Strigeidida; Schistosomatidae
Source: the annotation of a GenBank genome assembly